AUGACCCACUCUCAACACUGGCAAGAAUACCUCCAAGGCGCCCACGUCGCCCCCGAAGUCUUCGAACUCCGCCCUGAUUACCGCGUACUUUUGCUAGUGGUCACCGAUAUCAUCCCCGGCUCCAGCGACAUCACCAGCGAAACUCUACUGAAAGAAGCAGAAUCUUCCGCCAAGGACACACUAUCCAAACAACCCGUCACCGAGAUCCCUCACAUAGCAGCAUGGCGCGACACAUACAAAGCAUUCGGCUCCAAACCGCAAAAAUACCGCAAUAGUCUCGAGGCACUCACGAGGCGCGUGGAAGCUGGUCUGCCGAGGGUAAAUCGCCUUACGGACAUUUACAAUGCGAUUUCGGUGAAGAGGCAGAUUCCGCUUGGUGGUGAGGAUUUGGGGAAGUAUGUUGGGAGGCCGAGAUGUGUGAGGGCGACGGGGCAGGAGGAGUUUGAGACGACGGCUGGUGGAGAGAAGGUCGUGGAACAUCCAAAUAAGGGCGAGGUUGUGUGGUGUGAUGAUGCUGGGGUUACUUGUCGGAGGUGGAAUUGGCGGCAGGGACCGAGGACGGCGUUGACGGAUGAGACGACGCUGGCGCUGUUUGUUUUUGAUGCUUUGGAGCCGAUUACGGAUGGGGUGCUGGAGGAGGCGGCUGAUGAGAUGGUGGAGGCGUUGAGGAAGUCGAGUCCUGGGUUGCAGGUUGCGCGUCGACUAGUCACCAGGGCGGAUGUGUGA
This is a messenger RNA of Lithohypha guttulata, 726 nucleotides long. RefSeq lists its product as uncharacterized. Lineage: Eukaryota; Fungi; Ascomycota; Eurotiomycetes; Chaetothyriales; Trichomeriaceae. Gene Ontology annotation, molecular function: RNA binding; phenylalanine-tRNA ligase activity. The coding region runs from base 1 to 726 and encodes 241 amino acids. The transcript has a single exon. The record is from RefSeq and is a predicted model, not a curated record.